Messenger RNA from Motacilla alba alba, 2678 nucleotides. RefSeq names its product vasoactive intestinal peptide receptor 2 (gene VIPR2). Gene Ontology annotation, cellular component: plasma membrane. Gene Ontology annotation, biological process: cell surface receptor signaling pathway; adenylate cyclase-modulating G protein-coupled receptor signaling pathway. Lineage: Eukaryota; Metazoa; Chordata; Aves; Passeriformes; Motacillidae. Gene Ontology annotation, molecular function: G protein-coupled peptide receptor activity; vasoactive intestinal polypeptide receptor activity; peptide hormone binding. The record is from RefSeq and is a predicted model, not a curated record. The transcript is spliced from 13 exons. The coding region runs from base 233 to 1549 and encodes 438 amino acids.
GACACGGGCGGGCGGGCAGGAGCCGGGGGCUAGAGGAGGAGCUCCGCGCAGAGCGGCGGCGGGCACGGCCGCGGUCGGGCCGGGAGCUGAGGCGGCGCAGCGGGGCAGGUGCGGGGGCGGGCAGGGGAGCCGGCAGCGGCCCCGGGCCCUAUGGUGCCGGGCGGGACCCGGACCCCGCUCCCCGCCUUCCAACGGGGCCCGCGGAGCGCCUUGGGACGGGCACUCUGCGGGCAUGAGGACCCUGCCGGUCCUGCUGCUGUCGCUCUGCUGGAGCCUGGCGCGGGUGAAUGGUGUCCAUCCAGAAUGCAGAUUUCAGCUGGAGAUUCACAAGGAGGAAACCAGGUGCAUGGAACUUCUAAAGAAUGCAAAGCCAGUGGACUACAAGGGAUGUGUUGGAGUUUGGGAUAACAUCACCUGUUGGCGUCCUGCGAAGGUUGGAGAGACUGUCACUGUCCCUUGCCCAAAAGUAUUUAGCCUUUUUUCUGGAAAACCAGGAAACAUUAGCAAAAAUUGUACGAGUAAUGGAUGGUCGGAUAUAUUUCCUGACAUCUUAAGUACUUGUGGAUAUAAUGACUACGAAGAUGAUUAUAAGGUCAACUUCUAUGUGAGGGUGAAGGCAAUUUAUACCCUUGGACACAGCGUAUCUCUGAUUGCUCUUACUACAGGAAGUAUAAUUCUUUGCCUUUUCAGAAAACUUCAUUGUACUCGGAACUACAUCCAUCUGAACCUGUUCCUCUCUUUCAUUCUAAGAGCAAUCUCUGUUUUAGUCAAGGAUGAUAUUCUCUAUUCCAGCUCCAACACAGCUCACUGUCCAGAGGAUCAAACCUCAUGGGUGGGCUGCAAGGCAAUUCUGGUGUUUUUUCAGUAUGGUGUUAUGGCAAACUUUUACUGGCUCUUAGUAGAAGGACUUUACCUCCACAUCCUCCUUGUGCUAAUAUUCUCCCCCAACAGACACUUCACCAUCUACCUGCUGAUAGGAUGGGGAAUUCCUACAAUAUUCAUUAUUACAUGGACAGUGACACGAAUCAUUCUAGAGGACACUGGCUGCUGGGAUACAAAUGAGCAUGGUGGUCCCUGGUGGGUUAUACGAAUACCAAUUUUAAUUUCUAUUAUAGUGAAUUUUAUACUUUUCAUUAGCAUUAUAAGAAUCUUACUGCAGAAGUUAAGAUCUCCAGAUGUUGGAGGAAAUGACCAGUCACAGUACAAGAGACUUGCAAAAUCCACCUUGCUGCUGAUUCCUUUGUUUGGAGUUCACUACACAGUGUUUGCUCUGUUUCCUGACCGCAGUUCCAACAAUUAUAAAAUAAUCUUUGAGUUGUGUUUGGGAUCUUUUCAGGGGUUGAUUGUUGCAGUCCUGUAUUGUUUUUUGAACAGUGAAGUGCAGGGGGAGCUGAAAAGGAAGUGGCGGAGCUUGUGCUGGAAGCAGACAGCAGGCAGAGACUACAGACUCCACUCGUCCAUUUCCCGAAAUGGAUCAGAAAGUGUUUCCCAGCUCCACAGGAAUUCAAGAGCUCACUCAUUUAUGCAGACAGAGACCACCAUGAUAUAAAUGAGCUAGGUCCCCCAAAACAUGAAAAACUGUGGGAUAUAUCAUUCAUUAUGCAGCUUGAUGUGAUAUUUUAUAACAUGUACAGUUUAAUGCUUUGCUUUUCUACAUGUUGGUUCUUGGGGAAUUGGUUUGUGCAGCCAAACUAUUAUUAAUGGAGAAGCCUGCCCUAUGGAUGCUUUCUGUUUUGUUCAAGUGGUAUUCAUAUUAGUUCUGAUGUUCUCUUGCAGUUUACUAGCCGUAACAAUUCAAAAAUUCAUUUUCCAUAAAGGUCCCUUUACCUUCCAAAAUAGCUACAAGAUCCAUGCAGGGUAUCCUGCUCAAUGCAGAUUUCUUUGGCACACGUAAGGGUUAAGAUGGGAAGCAAGAAAAUUUCUUACACUUUAUUUAUACUUAAGGAUGCAUUGCCUUAAGGAUUAGGAAAUUCUUUUCUAAUUAUGGAAAGUACAAUUUAAAAAAAAAAUCUAAGACCAUAAUUAACCACACUGGGAGUUCAGUGUGCUAAUCCAGGAAAUCAUUAACAUGAUUUACAAGAGAGGGGGAAAGGUAGUGCUUCUAGGCUAACAGUACACAUUUCAGAGAUUACUUUGUACAGAGUUUGAUUCCAAUCCUGUUGUUACUCUCAAAAGUGCCUGGUUUGAUGUUUGGGUGGAGGGUGUAGAGCUACUUACAGGCCAUACAGAAAAAACUACUAUGUUACUUCUGAAUAUAGUAGUUCUCAGUUGUUCUCUUCUGUUUAAAGUCAGAGAUUUGUGUUGAUCUUUCAUGAAGGAGUUUUCUGAAGAAGUAGGUUUUAUUGCUAAGGCAGCCUGGCAUAGAAUAAACAGCCUUGGAUAGCUCAUUACACAUUGAAAAUACCAUUUCUUACAGUAUUAUCAUUGAACUCUGUCUCUAGGAACUACAUAUUUGACUGCAAAACACCAGGAAUAUUGCAGUGAAGUUAAAACUCACAUUUAACAAAAAAAUGUAAAUUCUUUUAGAUUUAUUCAGUUCUAUAUUGAUCUGAAAUUAUUUAAAAUUUAGCCCUGACCAUGACUCCAGAAAAAAAAUAAUUAGACAGAAUCCCUAAAAAUUACCAUAAAAGGCAUAAAGAAGGAAUUUUCAACAAUGGCAAGCCUCUUAUGUAGCCAUG